This is a messenger RNA of Gallus gallus (chicken), 2959 nucleotides long. RefSeq names its product leucine-rich repeat extensin-like protein 3. The record is from RefSeq and is a predicted model, not a curated record. The annotation marks the transcript as partial. NCBI's taxonomy places the organism in Eukaryota, Metazoa, Chordata, Aves, Galliformes, Phasianidae. The transcript is spliced from 7 exons.
CAUGGGGCUCUGAGAUGGCGCUGCGGGUUCUGCUGGCGCUGGGGCUGCUGCUGGGGGGGGGCGCGGGGGGGGGCGCGGGUCUCCUCCUCGCUGUCCGCUUCGCACCGCGCCCGCGGCGCCGCCCCCGUCCACCACUUCCACCGCCCCCGGCCCGGAGCCGCCCCCGUCAGCAUCAACCGGGGAGGGGGCGGCCCCCGCGGCCACGCCGGCACCACCUACAUCUUUGGCAAGGGGGGGGCACUGAUCACCUACACGUGGCCCCCCAAUGACCGGCCCAGCACCCGCACCGACCGCCUGGCCUUGGGAUUCAGCACCCAGCAGCGCGACGCCGUCCUGGUGCGCGUGGAGAGCGCCUCGGGGCUGGGGGACUUCCUGCAGCUGCACAUCGCGCAGGGCGCGCUGGGCGUGCUGUUCAACGUGGGCACUGAGGACAUCGCGCUGGAGGAGCGCGGUGCCGCCGUCAGCGAUGGCCGCUUCCACGUCGUCCGCUUCACCCGCAGCGGCGGCAACGCCACUCUCCAGGUGGACGGCGGCCCCGUGCACGAGAGAUACCCCGCAGGCAGCGCGGAUAGCGAGCGGCUGGCGAUUGCCAGGCAGCGAAUCCCCUACCGGCUCGGUCGGGUAGUCGAUGAGUGGCUACUCGACAAAGGCCGGCAGCUCACCAUCUUCAACAGCCAGGCGGCCGUGCGGGUGGGGGGCCGCGACCGGGGCCGCCCGUUCCAGGGGCAGCUGUCGGGGCUGUACUACAACGGGCUGAAGGUGUUGGCGCUGGCGGCCGAAGGGCACCCCCGGGUGCGAGCAGAGGGCGACCUCCGCCUGGUGGGGGACCCCCCGCCCCCCCCGGCCGCCCCCCCCGGCCCCGCCACCGCCGCCCCCCCCGACAUGGCCACCACCAUCAUGGAGACCACCACCACCAUGGCCACCACCACCACCCGCCGGGGGCGGUCCCCCACCCUGCGGGACACCGUGGCGCAGAACACGGACGACCUCCUGGUGGCUUCGGCCGAGUGCCCGAGUGACGAUGAGGACCUGGAGGAGUGCGAGCCCGGCACAGGCGGUGAGCUCGUGCUGGCGGCGGCCCCGCUCUCCCCGUCCCCGUCCCCGUCCCCCCGCGCCGCCCCCCCGGGCUGCGGCCCCGACUGCGAGGAGCCGUCGGGCUUCGCCUCGGGGGAGGCGGCGGACGCCAACGCGCCGCCGGCGGACGACGAGGAUUUCGUGUCGCGGCCCCGCGCCGGCGGCGACGACGACGACCGCCCCGCCGUCACCCGGCACCGCGACCUCGUCACCCCGCCGGGGGUCACCGCCGUGGCCGUCACCGCGGCCGGCCCGCUGCCCGGUUUGGUGCCGGCGGGCGAACGGCACCCUCGGGAGGGCGGGUUGGGCCGCGGCAGGGCGACGGCCGUCCCCGUCACCCCCCGUCCCGCUGUCCCCACAGCCGCCGCCGCCCCCGGCGCCGUGGAGGUGGUGCGCGAGGCCGGCGGGACCACCGGGAUGGUGGUGGGCAUCGUGGCGGCGGCCGCGCUCUGCAUCCUCAUCCUGCUCUACGCCAUGUACAAGUACCGCAACAGGGACGAGGGCUCCUACCAGGUGGACCAGAGCCGGCACUACAUCGGCACCGCGGGCCCCGCGCCCCCCGACGCCGACGGCGCCAACGCCGCCGCCCUCCCCGCCUCGGCCGCGGGGACCCCCAAGGAGAAGGCGGCCGGGAACCCCCCGAAGGCGCCCGGCAAGGCGCGGCGCAACAAGGACAAGGAGUACUACGUGUGAGCGAGAGCCGCCCCCCCUCGGCGGCGUCGCCGGCGCCCCCCCGCCCCGCCGGGCGUCGCCACCCCGUCUACGGGUCUUAGCGCCCCCCCCCCCCCCGCCCCUCCCCCACGACCCCCCUCGAUGGGUGGCAUCGUCACCCCCCAAUGGGUGUCUUGGCCCCCCCCCCAAUGGGUGUCAUCGUCACCCCCCAAUGGGUGUCAUUGUCGCCCCCCCCAAUGGGUGUCGUCACCCCCCAAUGGGUGUCUUGGCCCCCCCCCAACGGGUGUCAUCGUCACCUCUCAGUGGGUGUCAUCGUCGCCCCCCAAUGGGUGUCUUGGCCCCCCCCAACGGGUGUCAUUGUCACCCCCCCAAUGGGUGUCAUCGUCACCCCCCAAUGGGUGUCAUUGUCGCCCCCCAAUGGGUGUCAUUGUCACCCCCCCAAUGGGUGUCACUGUCACCCUGCAGGUGUUGUCACCCCCCCAUGGGUGUCACCGUCACCCUGCAGGCGUUGUGCCCCCACCAUGGGUGCUGUCACCCCCCAAAGGGUGCCAUUGUCACCCCCCCCCCAAUGGGUGUCGCUGUCGCCCUGCAGGUGCUGUCACCCUAUAGGGGUGUUGCGCCCCCCCGGGCGUCAUUACCAUCCUCUAUGGGUGUCCUCCGCCCCCAAUGGGUGUCACUGUCACCCCCCCCCCCCCCCGUGGGUGGUGUCACCCCAUCCCAGGGUGCCCCCCCCGCCGUCUCCGCUGUCCCCGGGUGUUGUCACCCCCCUCCCCCGCUCCAGUGGUGGUGUCACCCCGUCGUCCCCUGUCGGGGCGCCUACAGUGUGUGUCCCCCCCCCGCAUUGGGCGGCACUUUGCGUUGUCAUCCCCCCGCCUGGGGACACGGGGGGGGGGGGGGGGGUUAAUGGGGGGGUGACUGCAGACCUGGGCUGGGGGUGCAGCCAGAUUUUUGGGGGGGGGGGAAAUCAAAGGUGGGGACCCCAUGGGGACACGCUGGGGGCACAGGGACCCCUCAGUGGGGACCCCCCCAAGUGGGGACAGGGGACUCCCCUCAACGGGGGCUUGGGACCCCCACAUGGGGGAGGGGGGGGGAACCCCUGGACCGCCCCCCCCCGCCUCGACUGCAUCCCCCACCCGAGGGGUGGUGCCGUUUUUAAUUCCUUCUUUUUUUUUUAUUUACAUCCCCCCCCCCCAAUUAAAUCUUUCUUAAUUUA